Molecule: messenger RNA, 2743 nt
Organism: Haliotis rufescens (red abalone)
Lineage: Eukaryota; Metazoa; Mollusca; Gastropoda; Lepetellida; Haliotidae
Exons: 4
Coding region: 122-1159 (345 amino acids)
Biological process (GO): regulation of DNA-templated transcription
Molecular function (GO): DNA-binding transcription factor activity
Source: RefSeq, a predicted model, not a curated record
AUACCCAUGAAUGUUUUCGAAUAUCGAGUAGGACAUACGGUGUGUCGAGGCUACAAGCACAUGCUACACGAAGUACAGGGUAACUUUAGAUAUUUCGUUGUGUAUUCUGUGGAGGGCAACAAUGGAUCAACCUGCCCAGCUGCAUAUUGAUGAUACGUCGCUGGACGCCAACAUGGACACACUAUUCGACGGGUUUAUCUCGGGCACGCUAACUAUUGUACCGAGCUCUGCGGCGUCAGAUCCCACUGAAUUCGGAGACCUGGCUGCCUUCCAAGCACGCAUGACUCUUCCGCCUCACCGUCGGACUCUACCGCCCGCAACCGGCGCAGCAUCACAGCGUGUCGCACAAGACUCUCAGUGUGGACAGAUUACCUCGCUGGCCCCGCAAAACGUUGCCCCAUUUGGACAGACGUGCGGUACUGUUACAGAACAGAUGCUAAUGGACAUCAUCAACGUUGUCGCCAACCCUGUGUCCUCGGGUGCCGCUGUAUCGUCAAUGCAGCCGGAUGUGGCGCAAUCUGACACCAACGACCACAACAACGACCACACCCAUGACAACACCAUGAGCAUGUCACUUAACAACUCGUACGCGGCCAUACAAAAUGGUGGUUCAACUCUACCAGUUCUUUCUCAACUAACUGAACUGGAGCAGGGUUACGACUGUCCAGUUGGGACAAAUGGGGAAUUGAUGGACACUGGUCAAGCAGGUUUAAUGUCCAGUCUAGGUCCUGACGCACUGGAGACAAUACAGUUGCAUGAUAUGGCUACGAUCGGAGAUCCCAACUGUGCUGUUGGGGAAAGCAAUAUAGACCUCGGUACCCCGGAUGCAAGUCGAUCUAUGCAGACUCGCUCCCAGACACGGAAUAGGGUUCGGAGGACGAGGUCCAGAGUCUCUGAGAGUUCCAUGGACGAAACGUCGCAAGAGUUUAAGGAACACCUGAGGACUCUUGACUCCAAGGAACGCAAGCGGGUGUUGAACCGACUGGCGGCCAAGAGAUGCAGGGACAAGAAAUACGAGAAGGAACUGGAACUUGAAGCUAAAGCCAGACAGCUCCGUGAGCAACGCAGUGAGCUUCUGAGAGUCAAGGCCCAGCUGCAAGAGGAAAGCAAAUCAAUUGCCACCAGUCUCCGCCAGCACGCCUACUGUCUGAGGCGCUAGCCUACUGUCUGUCUGAGGCGCUAGCCUUCUGUGUGGUGGUUACAGAAGUUCACAAUGACACGGUGGUGGCUCACAAGAUUCCGAUAAUGUUUGUGGUGCUGCGUAGUGAAAUCCGGAACAUCACGUGGUGGUUAACAGGACGUUCUAAAUAUUCCAUGGAUAGCGUGCGAUCUGCAUAUAUCAAGGUGGCUGGCAUGAGUGAGUGAAUUACGCCGCUUUUAGCAAUAUUCCAGCAAUAUCACGGCGGGGGACACCAGAAAUGGGCUUCACAUAUUGUAAAUAUAUGUGGGGAAUCAAACCCGGAUCUUCGGCGUGACGAUCGUGAGAUCUGCAUAUUUCAAGGUGGCUAGCAUGAGAUCUGCAUAUUUCAAGGUGGCUAGCAUGAGAUCUGCACAUUUCAAGGUGGCUAGCAUGAGAUCUGCAUAUUUCAGGGUGGUUAGCAUGAGAUCUGCAUAUUUCAAUGUGGCUAGCAUGAGAUCUGCAUAUUUCAAUGUGGCUAGCAUGAGAUCUGCAUAUUUCAAUGUGGCUAGCAUGAGAUCUGCAUAUUUCAAUGUGGCUAGCAUGAGAUCUGCAUAUUUCAAGGUGGCUAGCAUGAGAUCUGCACAUUUCAAGGUGGCUAGCAUGAGAUCUGCAUAUUUUAAGGUGGCUAGCAUGAGAUCUGCAUAUUUCAGGGUGGUUAGCAUGAGAUCUGCAUAUUUCAAUGUGGCUAGCAUGAGAUCUGCAUAUUUCAAUGUGGCUAGCAUGAGAUCUGCAUAUUUCAAGGUGGCUAGCAUGAGAUCUGCAUAUUUCAAGGUGGCUAGCAUGAGAUCUGCACAUUUCAAGGUGGCUAGCAUGAGAUCUGCAUAUUUCAAGGUGGCUAGCAUGAGAUCUGCAUAUUUCAAGGUGGCUAUCAUGAGAUCUGCAUAUUUCAAGGUGGCUAGCAUGAGAUCUGCACAUUUCAAGGUGGCUAGCAUGAGAUCUGCAUAUUUCAAUGUGGCUAGCAUGAGAUCUGCAUAUUUCAAUGUGGCUAGCAUGAGAUCUGCAUAUUUCAAUGUGGCUAGCAUGAGAUCUGCAUAUUUCAAUGUGGCUAGCAUGAGAUCUGCAUAUUUCAGGGUGGCUAGCAUGAGAUCUGCAUAUUUCAAUGUGGCUAGCAUGAGAUCUGCAUAUUUCAAUGUGGCUAGCAUGAGAUCUGCAUAUUUCAAUGUGGCUAGCAUGAGAUCUGCAUAUUUCAAGGUGGCUAGCAUGAGAUCUGCAUAUUUUAAGGUGGUUAGGAGGUGGUUAGGAGGCGACAUUACAAAGACAAUAGUUCGUGUAUGAAGCUGCGACCCUCCUGCACGGGACAAUAUUAUUUUGUAUAUCAGACGAAAGUCGCAACACUGACGCUAACAUGAUAGAUCAAUCAAAAUUGUAUCUCCAAAAACAUUUCCAUAAUCAUCAAAAUUAUGUUGCAAGGCUGUUGCUGCCUAUGCGUCAACGUGUAAUGCACGUACAAUCAUCCGUGAUUUCGGUGAUCCGUGCAACAUGUUAACGUUGUCUUGUAUUAUCUGAAUGUGUGUGUUUUUUUUAUUUAUGUGACUGAAAUAAAAUAUUCUGUUGUUCUCCUGU